Fomitopsis serialis is the source of this 2623-nucleotide messenger RNA. RefSeq lists its product as uncharacterized. The record is from RefSeq and is a predicted model, not a curated record. The annotation marks the transcript as partial. The transcript has 13 exons. Lineage: Eukaryota; Fungi; Basidiomycota; Agaricomycetes; Polyporales; Fomitopsidaceae.
GACAUACAAGGGCUGGCCGGACAUCAUUAUCAGCUGCUGCAGGACGCGGUGGAAGACAGCAGGCAGUGGGAUGUAGAGGAGGGUGAGCAGACGCAGUUGGUGAAGUUCUUCGGGAACUGCAGUAAGCGUAAACACGGUAUCGAUUACUAUCCGCUCGAAAGAAAGGCUGUCGUACAAGCACCGACAUUCGAGGUCGACCUGACGAGGUUCAUCAUCAGUAAGAUGAAGUACGUCUUCAGCACGUGUGAGUACGAGCUGGGUCUGGACUCGCCGACCGUGUGGACAAUCAAGUCCCAACGAGCCGUACUGUGCUUGAAGAAGAGUGUGGUGACGACCGCAUCAGGUCGUGAGCUGUUUUUGUGCGUCUUGGCUCAGAGUAGGGAAGAGUUCUUAUAUGUGGCUAAGAAGAUAUCGUUGGUCGUACCAUCCCUUGGGCUCCUGCAAGGGCUCAUAAUUGUCCUCAUUGCGCCGGUCGCUGAGGUCGACGCCGACGCGAAGCACUGCCGUCAUCGUCGCAUCUACCGAACGCCUGACGAUGGCAGCCGCAGAACGGUGGAUAUGGAGGUAGGCGUUCUGUCCUACCAGAGCGAUGAACUCGACGACUUCAAGGGGGGCGGCGCGAAGUUCACGAGGGUGGCAGAGUGGGAGACGCAGCAAGGCAAUUUUAUGUGGCUAACUGACGAACUCUCUGAGAAGUCCUCUUCAGACCCUUCCUCUGAGAAGUCGCCUUCAGACCCUUCCUCUCACACCUCCGUCAACACCGACAACACCGACCCUUCCCACAUCGCUUCUUCCCACAUCGCUUCUCACGCUGGCAUCGCGACGAUCCCAUCCCUCGGAUUCAAUCGCUUCCACAUGCACAUCAAGUCAAUCGUCGACACACAUCGAGCCUACCAGGAGACUCGAUUGCUCCGGGAGGGCGCUGAGGAGCCCCUGUUCGAUGACGACAUGGUGUUAUCACUGGCGCGACAUGGUGUGGAUGAGUGGGACAGUUUCGGACACGCUUACGAUUAUCACGACGUCUUUAUAUUUACGCUCUCUCUUACAGAAGCUCAUGCCGCGUCCAAGUCCUCUUCAUCAGCAGGCGGUGGCGUUGAUGAUGAGAUGGCAGCAGUCUUUGCUGAACGAGAUGGCGUUGAAGGUCAAUUGCAAAGAUAUGCGAUCAUCAACCGGAAACCUGACUGUUCAACACUGAUCUACGGAGAAUUUACCAACUACCUACUCAUUGCCGGAGAGACUUGUGUCACUCAGUCUCCACGAGAUGUCUUAGAGAAAUAUGCAGAGCUGUACGCGCAGAAGAAGCAUCCACGCGUCGCGCUCAUCAUCACUGUUCUACGUCAAAAGGGAAGGCCGGACAACACGCCCGAUGAGGUCCUCGACAGUUGGGGCCAUAUCUUCCAGGGAGGCUUCCUACAAAACCGUUCUCUCUGGGGUGACUGGGGCUGGCUGUACCGUCCGAACAGCAGCAUGAGGGUGGUUAUCCCUCAUUAUAAUACAGCGCCUACGGACGUGGUUGCCCUUAGAGCGUAUUGGGAGCGACGCAUUAGCCCGCCCAUUACUUUCCAGGGCUUCAUCAUGGCUCCGUCCAUGGAGCUCCAUAUCAUACCGAUCCCCGUGUGGAGAUUCUCCGCACUCACCAUGCCCUCGAUCAACGGCAACCAGCCGCAAAGGUGGUCUGACGAAGCUAUCCUCAGAACCUUCCCUCACAUAACACUCACGUCCAUGCAACCCGAUCAACCCGAUCGGUUGGCUCCUUACCUCCACACCGGCAUGGCAGAGCUCGCAAGACAAGAGCUACUGUCUAUUCUCUUCUUAAUGUACAGGAUCUUAGAAGCUUCCUCAACGGAGUCUAACAGCGGAUCUCCGCCGAACGAGCAGCCUCCCAGCGUACGCGAAGUUCUGCGUCGCGUUCGAGAGCCCGACUACGACGAUUUCGAGGACUCGUACGCAUGGCGAUCCCUGCGCGACACCGCCUCUGUCCCCGCCUCUGACCCCGCUGCUGUCCCGCCACCACUGUCCCAGCCACCACUGUCCCCGCCACCACCGUCCCCGCCACCCCUGCCCAGAUUUACCAGGACUGGCGUCUGGGAGGACCUGCAGAGCGUCAAGAUCCUGUCUGGGCCACCGUUGUCCGACAAGGACUUCUUGUUCAUGGCUGACCAGUUCAGUCACCGUGUCAAGGCUCAAGGGCAGGUUCUCGCAGCAUCUCGGGUGGAGAGCCGAGUGCGCCAGCGAUGGCAGACACGGCCUCAACGGCCGGACCAUGAUUAUCCAGUUCCUUCGCGCGACACCGCCCUCAAUUGGUGGGAUCUCAGAGCAGAGGAAGACGACUACAAUAUUCCUACCAGUCUGGUCGACCAUCGAAUUGACCGAUUUUUGGCGCUUGCUGACUUGCUUUCUCACGUCGUUUGGUCUGGAAGCUGGGUUUGGCUGACUCCAGACGAAAUCAAUGCGCUUCAUGAUCACCUCGCCCAAUCCACGGACUUCGAGUCUCUACCUCUACCUCCACUCCAGUCUGUCAUUACCAAGCUAACUGAUGCGACCUCCGACGCUACGAGGGCUCUCGCUGCCGCAGCAGAAGAGGACAUGCCUGACAUUGCCACCUUAGAUCCGGACAUGCGAG